GUUUAAUGUUUUUGAGCUCGAGCUCGAGUUCGAGUUCAACUUAAUUAGUUCGAGCUCGACUCGAGUUCGAUAUUGACCGACCUCGGCUCGAUUCGUGAACACCCCUAGUUGUAGGUUUAGCCGACAAGUUGGACUUUGCAAGAGACAGGCUAAUGGAAAGCAUUUACGCUGAUCACUGUCCUCGAUGACAUCUAUGAUGUUUAUGGUUCCAUUGAUGAACUCGAGCAAUUUACAGAUGCCAUUGUGAGGUACGUAACUAAUUACUCGAUUUUGUUAUGAUGGUUUUUUAUUUUAUUUUUAUUUUUUUCCAUUUUAUGAUUAUCAAACUAUAUAUUUUUCUUCAGAUGGGACCUUGAUGCUGUGAAAGAUCUUCCUGAAUAUAUGAAACUAUGCUUCCUUGCUCUUUACAACACUAUAAACGACUUGGCUUAUGACACUCUUAAGGAAAAAGGAGAGCUCAUAAUUUCUCAACUGAAAAAAGCAUGGGCAGAUUUAUGCAAAGCAUUCUUACAAGAACCUCGAUGGUUUUACAAGAAAGUCAGACCAACCUUUGAUGAGUACAUCGAAAAUGGAUGGAUUUCAUCAUCUGGAGCUGUGCAACUAAUUCAUGCUUACUUUUUGGUCACAGAGAAUAUCUCAAAGGAGGCCAUAGUGUGCUUGGACUAUCAUCUUGGUUUCUUGCGUUGGCCCUGCAUAAUUUUUCGUCUUACCAACGAUUUGAGUUCCUCGACGGCUGAGAUAGAGAGGGGUGAAACUACAAACGCAAUUACAUGUUUCAUGCAUGAAACUGGCCUGUCCGAGGAGUUUGCUAGACAACAUAUAAGCAAGAUGAUUGAGGAAUGCUGGAUGAAGAUGAACAAACAAUUGUUGUCUCCAUCACCCUAUGACAAAAAUUUCAUUCAAGUUGCUAUGGAUCUUGCUCGAACUGCUCUUUGUCAAUAUGAGCAUGGAGAUGCUCAUAGUGCUCCAGAUGCUAGAGCCAAAAACCGCAUCAGGUCUGUUUUGCUUGAUCCUAUCCGGCUGAGGGAGAUGGAAGAUAAUGCCACUAUGUACGGGAACAACACUGGGGCCAUUUUCUGAUUUGUUCUUAGGUGUCUCAGAACAUCUGAGACCAACCGACUAUAAAGCAUUUGUUCUUAGGCCACACAUUUCUCAU
Coffea arabica (coffee) is the source of this 1156-nucleotide messenger RNA. NCBI's taxonomy places the organism in Eukaryota, Viridiplantae, Streptophyta, Magnoliopsida, Gentianales, Rubiaceae. The record is from RefSeq and is a predicted model, not a curated record.